Messenger RNA from Marchantia polymorpha subsp. ruderalis, 1023 nucleotides. NCBI's taxonomy places the organism in Eukaryota, Viridiplantae, Streptophyta, Marchantiopsida, Marchantiales, Marchantiaceae. The record is from the annotation of a GenBank genome assembly.
UUUCUCAUAGAAACUGCAAAGCACACAAGGUUCACCCGCAGGAAGUAUCCUGGUCCACAAACACUGUCCAGGACUGAACAAGAUUAGAAUUGUAUAGCGAAUUGGUCCGCUGGAUAUUGUUUGCAAUAUACACGAAGGCUUAUGGUAUCAUAAGCCUUCGUGCUGAAUGCUUGAUUUGUCACUAUAUGCAGUGACGUAAAUUUUGGUGACUACCCGCAUGCCUGUCUCUCCCCAUUGGGUUACUACCUGAUGUUAAAUUAGGCGACAUUUCCUCUCUUCCAAUUCUCCUAUGUCACCUGCGACUGGCUCUUUCAAGCAGAUAGGAGCUUCCGUGCUGGAGACUAUCAAUCUGAGCAGUACCUGCAUGGUAUACAUCGCUUCAUAUCCUCAAAGCUGGGCGACGCAAGGGGGAUCAGUGCCUAUCACAGAGCACCGGAAAUAGUUAUAAAUCGCAACAUGCCCGUGACACGAUUUCAUUUAAUGAUAAUUCGCAGGCUGUGAGGAUAUACAUACUCGCCCAAUGGAAUGUUUGCAGACCCAGCUUUUCUGCAAGGUGAUCUAUCACGUCGAUUGGGUCAAAGAGAACUUGAACAUAUUGCCAGCGUAGUCGCAUCUGAGAAGUUCUGCUUAAAUUACAGCAGAUUAAGGACAUGGAUGACUGAUGCUAGACGUAUCAGAAGAUUACACAUCAUUCUGAAUCAUUCUGUAUCUGAUGAACUGCCUCACUCGAACACUGUAAGUGUUCGAGCAUAUUCCCAGUUGACCGCGUCGCAUCUAUUCUUCUCAGAUCAUAAUAGAGCAUUUGCGCACUGUUCUACGCCUUCUCAUACAUACCUACGGAGACAGAAGACAUUCUUGAUCUGCUGUAGAAGAGACAACGCAGCUGAUCUGGACAGUGUUCUCUACCUUGUCUUGCCACUUUAUCUAACCUGGAUUUACCAGGCGGAUCUUCACACGCAAUCUCUUUUCUCAUUAACUCCUCUGAGUGGAUUCUUAGCUCUUUCAGUAUCAUUUGAAUUAUAA